AGGAGACGAGCCGAGUAACGGCGCGAGCGCAGCGCGAGGAUGUUGCAAGUGUUGUGGUGCGGCGCCGUCGUGCUUUUCCCGGGACUUUUUUUCUGCCUCAGGAAAGCGCUCCCGUCCAUUUUCACUCAGUGGACCCAUGCCGACGUGGUUCUUGUCAGCGAGAGGUUGGUAUCCACUAUCCAUGCCAUCAUGGCCACAACAGCUGGAAUAAUUGUGGUUUCCUCCUGCAACAAUGUGAUAACAGACAGGCACUGGCUGGCCACUCAGUUUGUGGUUUGGUUUGGUGUACCAUACAUGACUUACGACAUCUAUGCCAUGUAUUUGAGUCACUAUUACCGCUUCCGGGUCAAAGGCCAUGAGGAGUACAAGGAGCAUUCUUUCCAGACAGUCAACGCAUUUGUCCGGCGUGAGUUCCUGCUCGUGCUACAUCACAUCGCCCUGCUGACCAUCCUUCUGCCCAUCACACUGUUCUUCAGGAAGGAUCAGGGGGACUACUUUAUCGGAUGCCUGUUCCUAACAGAGCUGAGUACUCCUUUUGUCUCCCUGGGGAAGAUCCUCAUACAGCUGGGUCUCCAGAAUUGCUGGGUGCACAAGGCCAACGGUGUAGCUGUACUACUGACCUUCUUCGUGUGUCGCAUCAUGCUCUUCCCCUACAUGUACUGGGCGUAUGGCCAGCACUAUGGCAUCUCCUUGUACAGUGUGCCCUUCCACUUGCCCUUCUCCCUCAACCUGUGCAGUCUUUUCAUCCUGGCACCCCAGGUCUACUGGUUUGUGCUACUGUGCCGGAAGGGCUACCGGUUGUACCAACGCCAGGGCAAGGCACAAGACUCUGCCGUCACCACAGACAACCCCAUGGAAGACCAAUAGAUCCCACUACUGCCACCAUUGCUACUGCUACUACAUCUAAUAAUGCAACUGCAUUACUUAUGUUAUUAAUACUGCUACUGCUGUUGCCUUGUUUGCCUUUAGAUCUACCUUCUUGCUCCCUUCUACCUUGCUACUGACAUUUUCUGGUUCCUCCUUAUUUCUAUACUUGCCAUCUCUCCUGUUUCCUUCAUUGUCAUCUUCCAUCCAGAAAUGUGAAGUAACUCAGGGGGGAGAAUCUAUGCAAAUGGCCCUUUUGAUGGGAGCAUUCAUCCAGGUUGGAUGAGACGCUUGCCUCCUUUUUAUUUGUCCCCAAAGGAUGGAGAGAUUGGAGUGUAAAUUUAGAGGUAAAAUGUCUGGUUUUUGUGUGCUGCCACAGGGAAAGGGGAGACUGGGUUAUCAGACCUUUGCUUAAUACUGUUUAAGCCAUUUAUGUUGUGGCUUAUUAGUUUAUUUCAAAUUCUCACUAUUCUCUCCUGCCUGUACUCUCUUUCUGUAAUUAAUCACCUAUUCCCCCUUUCCAUUUCUUCUUCUCUGUAGUUGUCAGGCAGUUCUCUGUGCAGACACUACCAGUUGUCCUUGUUCUGCUGUACAUGCUGAAAGUAAGACUGCAGAAUCUCGCAAAGCUUUGUCACUCUUUUGACCUUCGUAACUUCAGUUAUGAUUUGGGAACAGUACAUCUUCUUUUUUUUUUUCUUUUUUUUUUUCUUUUCU
Molecule: messenger RNA, 1578 nt
Organism: Scleropages formosus (Asian bonytongue)
Lineage: Eukaryota; Metazoa; Chordata; Actinopteri; Osteoglossiformes; Osteoglossidae
Gene: tlcd3a
Product: TLC domain containing 3A
Exons: 5
Coding region: 40-867 (275 amino acids)
Biological process (GO): lipid homeostasis
Cellular component (GO): membrane; endoplasmic reticulum
Source: RefSeq, a predicted model, not a curated record